AAAAAUAAAUAUCUUUAUUCUUCAUCAUCUUCGAACCGCGAAGCGGUGCAACGUUGCACGUUUUUCACGUCAAACACAAAAUCGCUGGACUGGCGGCAACUCUUUCUCUGCCUCUUCUGAGUUCGGAAUUCGGAUUGGUAAUUGGAAUCCAUGGCGGCUCCGAAGCUUGCGAGCGUAACGAUUUUUCUAGCUUUAAUUGUUUUCUCUGUCGCUGCGGACGUGAUCGUCGAUGGUGGAGAGGAUGCAAUUGAAGUUGCUAGAGAGGAUGGCUAUCAAUCCUCUGUGAUUAAAAAAGAAUUGGAGAAACUCAAUUCUAAGAUCCGAGAGCUUGAGGUCCUUAUCGAUGAAAAAGCACAGGAAUUGGAGAAAAAGAAUGAACUAAUAUCUCAAAAGGAUGAAAUAUUUAGGGACAAGUCAGCUAGAGUUUCAUUUCUGGAAAGCGAGAUAGAAUCUCUUCAGAGAGAAGGGAAAUUACAUGUUGAGGAAACAACUGCGAAGGCUCAUUCACGUGCUGGUGAAUUAGAGAAGCAGGUCAGUGAACUUAAAAGAGAACUAGAUGCUCAAAACAGAGAGAAAAAUGCACUGGAAGCACAAUCAAAUGAAGCUGAGAAGAAGAUGCAUGAAGUUAUUUCGACACUGGAGAAACUUCAGAACAGUAACGAAGAACAGAAGAAAAAAAUUAAGAAACUCGAACGUGCACUUAAAGUGGCUGAGGAAGAAAUGAUAAAAGCCAAGUUUGAGGUCACUUCAACAACUGAAGAGUUGAUGGAGGUCCACGGUGCAUGGUUUCCACCAUGGCUUGCUUCAUUCUGGAACAAGCAUGCAAAACCUGCAGUGAAUAUGGUGAUGCAAAAGAUGUGGGUUGGAAAGACACAUGUGGAGAACUGGGUGGGACCCCACGUAGAACCAAUUAAAUCUAAAUGGAUCCCUGCCAUACAUGAACAGUGGUUGGUGGUGAAAACGAAUUCUAAACCGCAUUUCGAAUUGUUAUGUAAAAGAAGUUCAGAAGCUUAUGAGGCUUCAAAACAAGCAUUGACUCCACAUAUUAUAAAAGUACAAGAGUUUGCCUAUCCCUACUUUCAGGUUAAAUCCACCAUCCAGGAAGUGCUCAACAGACAUGACAUUACAAGAGCGGUUGCUACUAAAGAGUUCGAGUGGCUCUUGUAUUCGGCCUUGUUGAUCCUACCCAUAUUAAUAUUGUUCAGUCUUUGCUGUUGCUGCGGCCCUUCCCGUGAAAAGGCUAGGAAGCCUGCCCGCCCCAACCAAGCACGUCAUAAGGCCAAAAAGGGAACUUCUGGCAAGUAAAGUUUGUAACAUCAUUUGCUGGUCCUCUGUUGGAGACUUUUUAAGGUGGACAUGACAUCUUUGCCUUUCUUUAGGAAUCUGGAACUUAGAAGUCUGAUAUUUUUUCGAAGCUCUUAUAGUUUCAUCACCUAGUCUCGGUCGGUUGUUAGCCAUGAUUAUCACUCCCGCUGCUAGAUACACCCAAGAAGUUUAGACGUUGAAGUUAUAUUUUGUUUUCCAUGUUUAUGACUAUGAUGCCAGAGUUGUAAGUUUUUUUGUUCGUUGUAAAAUAGUUGCGAAGUCGAAUAAAUUAUUUCAAAUUUUCUUCUCGUUA
Molecule: messenger RNA, 1618 nt
Organism: Cucurbita moschata (crookneck pumpkin)
Lineage: Eukaryota; Viridiplantae; Streptophyta; Magnoliopsida; Cucurbitales; Cucurbitaceae
Product: coiled-coil domain-containing protein 150-like
Exons: 14
Coding region: 151-1305 (384 amino acids)
Source: RefSeq, a predicted model, not a curated record